UGAGGCUGGGGAAGAAAGGAGCUGAUCUCAGUCAGUAGAGCAGUGCCGCUGGAGAGCUCUCUCGUCGACCGCAGGCUCCAGCUUUAAAGAGAAAAACAAAAUAGACGUGACACCUAACGUUUUGGUUUUUUUUAAUUUAUAUUUAUUCAUUUCUCAUCGACGCGUCACCUCAAAGGAGAUGUAACUUGCGGGCAUCACCUCAAGUUAUAUUCAUGCAUUUGAAAAGAGCCGGGAGUGAGUGCGCAGAGACGAGAAGCCGAGCUGCUCUGGCGAAUGGAACUUAUUGUUGUGCAUUUGUUUUGACUAUGUUAUCCCCGAGCGAGUUUGGGUCCAGUCCGUCUCUGUCCGUCGUCGACCCUUGAUUCUUUUUUUUUUUUUUUUUUUUGGGGGGAGGGGGAUUUAUAUCCGAAUAGCUUAAGAGGAGAAAAAACGCCGGAGGAGGAUUCUGCAAAAAAAAAAAAAAAAAAAAAAAAAGCCAGCGAGCUUUUCCUACAAGAGCCGGGGAUUUAAAUCGUCGUUUGGUGGUGCUCCGACAGAGGCGAGAGUCAAAGAAAGAGAAAUUCAUGUGGCCAUUCUCUCUAUAGCCAAACAAUUUUUUUUCUGGGGGGGAUUGCAUAAUGAGCAAGGAAAGACCUAAGAGGAAUAUCAUUCAAAAGAAAUACGAUGACAGUGAUGGGAUCCCGUGGUCAGAGGAGCGGGUUAUGCGAAAGGUGCUUUACCUCUCCCUAAAGGAGUUUAGGAGUGCACAGAAACGGCAGCUGGAUGGUGAUGGAAACCCAAACUCCAUUGGGUCCCUAGCCAAUGGGCAGCUGAACGGCUCGGGGUCAAAGGGCAGCCACAAAGAAGAUGGGUCCCUGCGCUCUCCGGGCCACGGGAGCCGCGAGUACGGCGAGGACGGACCUGCAAAGAAAAGACCUCGGCUCCAGGCCCAGAGGAAGUUCGCCCAGUCGCAGCCCAACUCGCCGAGCACCACGCCCGUCAAGGUAGCUGACCCAGGCAGCCUGACCACCGCCCUGGCCACUGUGCCCUCCACGUCCCUGUCAUCGCUCUCCUCAUCAUCCCUGUCCUUGUCCAUUCAGGACCUGUCCAGACGCAAGCCCAAGACGGAGGACUUUCUGACCUUCCUUUGCCUCAGAGGUUCAUCGGCCCUGCCCAACAACAUGGCCUACUUCGGAAGCUCCCAGGAAGAGGAGGACCUGGAGGAUGAUGAGGAGGAGGAGGAGGAGGUGAGGAACGGAGGUGGGAUCCACUCUCAGGGUGGGGUAAGCAACAGCCAAGCGUCGGCCUCCUCCUCCUGCCACUCGACACCCCGCAAGGGCAAGAUCCCCACCAGGCAGCCACUCAACGGGCACGUUUUCAACAGCCACGGUAAAGCAGGGACCAGGGAGAGUCCGAGGCCCAAGGCGGGAACUUACGGCAGGGAUGCGCCAGCCCCCCCACUGCCACCUCCGCCGCCUCCACCUCCGCCCCUCCUGAGGGAGCGACGUGAGCGGGCGGAAGCGCGGGAGCACACCAGGCAGCAGGCCCUGGCCAGCAGUAGAGGCUCAGCCAACGGGCUGCCACCGAGGAGAGCUGCUGAGGAGCAACGCAAACAGGUCUCUAAAGUGAACGGGCUGAUGCGGGCGGGCUCGGCACAAGGUGCCGGUGGUGCCAAGAAGAGCCGCGACUUCCGACUGCCGUCCAAAACUGUGAAGAAGUACACAGCCACCGUGUCCAAGGGCCACGUCACUUACACCAAAGCCAAACAGAGAGAACUGGGCAAGAAAACCAAACUCAGCAGCAGCAACAAACACAACAGCGCCGCCUCGGCACCAUCGUCAGCGAACAAUCACAAUCAGCACAGCCAGCCAGCAGCCAGCAAUGGGCUGGCUAACUCAGGAAAAGCAGUGGCACCAGCCCACCACAGCAAUGCAAAAACCCGCAAACAGGUGCUACUAUCCAAUGGGCUGCACAAUGUGGCCGCCGUCGCCCGCCUCAACGGCAGGCUAAAUGGGCAGCGGUACAACACCCUGGCCAAGGAGGACGGGCAGAGACAGUGCCAGCAAGGGGAGAGUCCAGGUCGUGAGGGACUGCGUAACUCUAAGCGGCGUCUGGAGGUGGUCCUCAAUUCUGUGGGGACAGGGGUUGUUGAGCAAAAAGCCAAAACCACUGGCAUCGAGGCCAAGAAGGCCAAGCUGCAACCCGCACCUCUGGAGACGCGCAGCAGCAGCAAGAAGGCGGCCAAUCAAGAGAAAGCUGCCACACAAACCGCCACUCCAGUUUCUAACGGACAUGAAUCAGACACACCCCCUUCUCCCAAACAAACUCCACCUGUUACCCCACUCUCACCUCCUACUUCUUCUCCUCAACAAACCCCGCCUCCUAACACACCAGCAGCCAAUGUGGAGCCGGUGAACCAGCGACCCAAGCGUGCAUCAGCCGGCAAGCUGAUGUUGAUUCGACAAGCACAGCAGCAGCAGAGCAGGUCUCACGGUCGGAACUCCUCCUCUUCCUCACCCUCAUCAGGCCCGACUCACCCGCAGAACCCAAGUCGUGCCAACACUACCUCAGACCCCCAACAAACCUCUGUGUGUUCCUCCAACACCUCCUCUCUGCUUGCUUCCACCAACAACCCCGGGCAGCUCAAACCAGCAGCGUUUCGGCUUGCUGACCGAGACAAGGAGUGGGAGCGUGAGAAAGAGAUGGCGCGCCAGAAGGAACGCGAGCAGGAGAAGGAGUGGGAGCGCCAGCGGAGCAGGCCAGACGGGUGGACAGCGCUGGGUGAAGCCCCCAUCUUCCGGCCGGUGCCACGGGAGUUCCAGGACCCCCUGGUCUACUUGGAUGCGGUGAGGGAACAGGCCGAGGUGGCUGGCACGUGCCGCGUUGUCCCGCCGCCAGACUGGAGGCCAGAGUGCAAGCUGAGCGAGGAGAUGCGUUUUGUUACACAGGUGCAGAGGGUCCACAUGCUGGGCCGGCGCUGGGGCCCCAACGUGCAGCGGCUGGCCUGCAUUCGCAAGCACCUCAAAUCUCAGGGCAUUACCAUGGACGAGCCACCUGUCAUUGGUGGCUGUGAAGUGGACCUGUCACGUUUUUUCCAGCUCAUCAAUGACAUGGGCGGCAUGCAGCAGGUGAUGGACCUGAAGAAGUGGACCAAGCUAGCCGACCUUCUGCGCAUCCCUAAGUCAGCGCAGGACCGGCUGGCCAAGCUGCAGGAGGCGUAUCUCCAGUACAUCCUCUCCUAUGACUCGCUCAGCGCUGAGGAGCGCCUGAGACUGCAGGCCGAAGUGCUGCAGGAGAAAAAGAACCUGGAGUCGCGCCGUGGCCCUCUGGAGGGUCUCUCGGACUCCUCAGCACCUAGUUCACUGGUGCUGCCGCGCUAUGAGCCCAAGAAUGGGCUAGCAGGGGGAAUAGUGGGAGGGGCGACAGGGAACCACCGCACCAAUGGAGUGUAUCACCGUCUGAAGGAGCUAGAGGCUCAGGUCAAAGCGGGCCGGCGCCGGCUCUUCGCUCAGGAAAAACAAGGCAAAGAGGACAGGCAGCAUGGAGAGGAGCAGCAGCAACAGGAGGAGGACAGGGGCGUUCUUAGUGACCAGCACAAAUGUAUUAACAAGGGGAAAUCGGUGUCUUUGACUAACUUCUUCAGGAUAGCCCGGAACACCAUGACCAUGUGCUUUAACAAGGAACCAGGGGCUGCUGAGGUUGAGGAAGAGUACUGGAGGAUUGUGGAGCAGAGAGACAGCCAUGUGGCGGUGCAUUGUGGGAAGGUGGACACUAGCACACAUGGCAGUGGAUUCCCCACAGGAAAGUCAGAGCCAUUUUCAAAACAUGGAUGGAACCUCACUGUCCUUCCCAAUAACUCUGGAUCCAUUCUAAGACAUCUGGGUGCUGUGCCUGGGGUGACCAUUCCCUGGCUUAACAUUGGCAUGGUCUUUUCUACCUCAUGCUGGUCUCGAGACCAAAAUCGCCUUCCAUUUAUUGAUUACUUACACACUGGUGCUGAUUGCAUUUGGUAUUCUGUCCCUGCUGAGGAGAAGGCUAAGAUGGACAAGGUGGUCCAUACACUGCUUCAGGCCAAUGGCACCCCAGGACUAGAAAUGUUGGAGAAGAACAUCAUGAUCUCUCCAGAGGUGCUGUGCCGCGAAGGCAUCAAGGUUUACCGUACGGUCCAGCGGAGCGGCCAGUUUGUGGUCUGCUACCCGGGUGCCUUCGUCUCUAAAGUGUGCUGUGGCUACAGCGUGUCAGAGACGGUGCAUUUUGCCACACCGCACUGGAUGAACCUGGGUUACCAGGCCGCAAAGGACCUGAAAUGUCGUCGUAUAGCCAAACCCUUUUCCAUGGAGAAGCUACUGUACCAGAUCGCUACGGCCGAAUCCAAGAGGGACAAUGGCCUUCUCCUCACCACCAUCUCCGCUCUACUCAAAGACCUCAGGAACAUAGAGAUGCGCCAACGACAGGAACUUUACAAGGCAGGUUUGCUCUCCUCUGCCCGCUACGGCACCCAUGACGGAAACCUGGGCCCGGGGGAGGGACGCAAGAAGCCCCGCGGGAAAUGGCUGGCACUUGAGUCCUCAGAGAGACGCUGCCAGAUCUGUCAGCAUCUCUGCUACCUGUCCAUGGUGGUUCAGGAGACUGACAAUGUGGUCUUCUGUCUGGAGUGUGCCCUGCGUUACGUGGAGAAGCACAAGUCCUGCAGAGGCCUUAAGAUGAUGUACCGAUACGAUGAGGAGCAAAUCAACAGUUUGGUGAACCAGGUGUGUGGCCGGGCCAUUCUAAAGAACGGAGGAGGAGGUGGUGGUGGUGGUGGUGGUGGUGGUGGAGUAGUUGUCACUGCAGUAGCGGCGGGGGACCCCUGCCAUGGUCUAAGCCCUGCCAAAGCAUCGCCGGCUAAGCGAGGCCCCCGAAAGCGCGCCACCGUGGAGGUGUCCCUGGCACGCCUGUCCUCCACCCACAUACCCAAGGCUGCUGCUGUGUCCUGAGGAGGACGCCCACCACAUAACCAUCCGCUGUGCUCUGCCCACGCCGGGCCCGACCCUCCCAACCUCCUCCUGUUUUGUUUUACAUUAAGCAGGAUCACUAUCAAUCCCUCCUCCACCACUCAAUAUUUAAGAUUGAUUGUUUUUUAGCUUUGAAAAUCCCCUCACCUGACCUCAGUCCUCCCUCCAAAAAAUAUUCACCUCCUCCCUUAGUAUGACAGGCUUGUUUAUAAAAAAGAAAAGGAAAAAAGAAAAA
This is a messenger RNA of Anoplopoma fimbria (sablefish), 5208 nucleotides long. RefSeq names its product jumonji, AT rich interactive domain 2b (gene jarid2b). The transcript has 19 exons. The record is from RefSeq and is a predicted model, not a curated record. Gene Ontology annotation, cellular component: nucleus. Gene Ontology annotation, molecular function: DNA binding; histone demethylase activity. Gene Ontology annotation, biological process: chromatin remodeling. Bases 618 to 4955 code for a protein of 1445 amino acids. Lineage: Eukaryota; Metazoa; Chordata; Actinopteri; Perciformes; Anoplopomatidae.